This is a messenger RNA of Cygnus atratus (black swan), 1491 nucleotides long. RefSeq names its product solute carrier family 2, facilitated glucose transporter member 11. The record is from RefSeq and is a predicted model, not a curated record. Gene Ontology annotation, biological process: monosaccharide transmembrane transport. Lineage: Eukaryota; Metazoa; Chordata; Aves; Anseriformes; Anatidae. Bases 1 to 1491 code for a protein of 496 amino acids. Gene Ontology annotation, molecular function: hexose transmembrane transporter activity. Gene Ontology annotation, cellular component: membrane. The transcript is spliced from 12 exons.
AUGAACAAGCUGCAGAGACUGCUUCAGAGCAGGAUCCUGAUCCUGACAGUAUGUGCUGCUGGGAUUGGAGGCACUUUCCAAUACGGUUACAACAUCUCCAUUAUCAAUGCUCCAACUUCAUACAUCCAGGUGUUCAUGAACAAAACCUGGCAGGAGCGCACGGGAGUUCCCCUGGAGGACAACAUGAUCCUGCUGCUCUGGUCUUUCACCGUCUCUGCGUACCCUCUGGGGGGACUCGCCGGGGCUGUUGUUGCUGGUCCCAUGGCCAUCAUGCUGGGAAGGAAGACGUCCCUGCUGGUUAACAACGUCUUUGUGAUCACAGCUGCCGUCUUGUCGGGAUUCAGCCAAAUGGCCAAAUCCUUUGAAAUGAUAAUGCUCAGCAGAUUCUUUACUGGCGUGAAUGCAGGUGUAAGCAUGAACAUUCAGCCCAUGUAUCUGGCGGAAAGUGCCCCAAAGAAGCUCCGAGGAGCUGUGGCCGUGACCUCCGCAUCUUUUACAGCCCUGGGGUUGGUGCUGGGGCAGGUUGUUGGACUCAGAGAGCUCCUAGGAGGGGAGGAGAGCUGGCCGUUCCUUUUAGCUAGCAAUGCAGUGCCUGCCCUAAUCCAGCUCAUGGCUCUGCCUUGGUUUCCUGAAAGUCCCAGAUACCUCUUGAUUGACCGUGGAGAUAGAGAAUCCUGCAUCUCUGCCCUGCAGAAGCUCAGAGGCAACAGCGACCUGGGAGCAGAGCUGGAAGAGAUGCUGGCUGAACAGGCCGCCACUAAAGGUCAGAGGGCGAAGAAGCCUUGGGAGCUGUUCCAAAACCCAGCUGUGAGGUGGCAGCUGAUGAGCAUCAUCGUGCUGAGCAGCGCCAUGCAGCUCUGCGGGAAUGAUUCGAUGUAUUUUUAUGCAGCUUACGUGUUCCAGGAGGCUGGGAUUCCUCAGGAUAAAAUCCCAUAUGUUGUCAUCGGCACGGGGAGCUGUGAACUGAUCACAUCUGUUACUUGUAACUUGAUUAUAGACUAUGCUGGUCGGAGGCCACUGCUGCUGGGGGGCUAUAUCUUCAUGGCAGGAUGGGCCGUUGUCUUCAUGGUCGCCCUAAGCCAGCAGACUCGGAUCAGCUGGAUGCCCUAUCUCAGCAUGGCCUGCAUUUUCGCCUACAUCCUGAGCUUUGGAAUUGGACCAGCUGGUGUAACAGGAGUUCUGCCCACCGAGGUUUUUGACCAGAUGUCCCGGCCAGCUGCUUACAUGAUCUGUGGCUCCCUGCUCUGGUUCAACCUCUUUCUGGUCGGAACAGCCUUCCCGUUCAUUGUGAAAAGUCUAGCACAUUUCUGCUACAUCCCGUUCCUUGUGGUCUGCAUCUGCACUGCUCUCUACAUCGGGCUCUUCCUCCCUGAGACAAAGGGGAAGUCCUUCCUGGAAAUCUCGGAGGAGUUCAGGAAACGGAACUUCAAAGCUCAGAGCCACGCAGCUUUGUAUAAAGGCCCUGAGGAGAUCAAAUCCACCGUGUUGUAG